Phacochoerus africanus (Common warthog) is the source of this 1881-nucleotide messenger RNA. It is a transcript of the gene VSIG8, whose product is annotated as V-set and immunoglobulin domain containing 8. The record is from RefSeq and is a predicted model, not a curated record. NCBI's taxonomy places the organism in Eukaryota, Metazoa, Chordata, Mammalia, Artiodactyla, Suidae. Gene Ontology annotation, cellular component: intracellular anatomical structure. The coding region runs from base 187 to 1452 and encodes 421 amino acids. The transcript is spliced from 7 exons.
AUAACGCCGGCUGCUCCCCAGCGGGUCACUCACUGCACCUUCCUGCCACCCCAGGCAGUGUCUGGGCCCUCAGCUCCCCCUCCCUACCCACCCCCACACACCCACUACUACCACCACCACCGGCCCCACAGCCACCGGCCCCCCGGGAUACCCAGCCCAGGAGGAGGAGACACCGAACCUAGAGACAUGGGAGUUCGAGGAGCAUUGCAUCUUCUGCUCGUGUGCCUGAGCCCAGCACUGCUGUCUGCUGUGCGGAUCAACGGGGAUGGCCAGGAGAUCCUGUACCUGGCGGAAGGUGACAAUGUGAGACUGGGCUGCCCCUACAUCCUGGACCCUGAGGACUAUGGUCCCAAUGGGCUGGACAUCGAGUGGAUGCAGGUCCACUCAGACCCCUCACAACGGGAGAAUGUGUUCCUUAGUUACCAGGACAAGAGGAUCAACCACGGUAACCUCCCCCAUCUGCAGCAGAGGGUCCGCUUUGCAGCCUCGGAUCCCAGCCAGUACGAUGCUUCCAUCACCCUCUCGAACCUGCAGGUAUCCGACACAGCCACCUAUGAGUGUCGGGUGAAGAAGACCACCAUGGCCACCCGGAGAGUCAUCGUCACUGUCCAAGCACGGCCCGCGGUGCCCAUGUGCUGGUCUGAGGGCCACAUGACUCGCGGCAACGACAUAGUCCUGAAGUGCUUUGCCAAUGGGGGCAGCCCGCCUCUCUCCUACAAGUGGGCCAAGAUCAGCGGGUACACCCACCCCUACCGUGCCGGGUCCUACCACUCCCAGCACAGCUUCCACUCUGAGCUCUCCUACCAGGAGUCCUUCCACAGCACCAUAAACCAAGGACUGAGCAAUGGUGACCUGGUGUUGAAGGCCAUCGGCCCUGAGGAUGAUGGGCUGUAUCAGUGCACAGUGGCCAACCACGUGGGCUACAGCGUGUGUGUGGUGGAGGUGAAGGUCUCAGACACCAAGCGCAUAGGAAUCAUCAUCGGUGCAGUGCUGGGCUCUCUGCUCAUGUUGGCCUGCCUGUUUGUGGGCAUCUGGGGGCUCGUCUGCUGGUGCUGUGGGGGCACCGGGACCGGUGGCACCCGCGGUGCCUUCGGUUAUGGCAACGGCGGCGGGGUCGGCGGAGGGGCCUGCGGCGACUUGUCUAAUGAGAUCAGAGAGGACGCCGUGGCGCCCGGGUGCAAGGCCAGCGGGCGCGGCAGCCGCGUCACCCACCUCCUGGGGUACCCGACGCAGAACAUCAGCCGCUCCCUGCGCCGCAAGUACGCGCCCCCGCCCUGCGGCGGCCCGGAGGACGUGGCCCUGGCGCUCCGCACCACCGCCCCCGCCGCCGCCGCCGCCGCCGCCACCUGCGAAGCAGGCCCCUCCCCGGUCUACGUCAAGGUCAAGAGCGCCGACCCCGCCGACUGUGCCGCGGAGGGGCAGCUGCCGGGCAAGGACGGCCUCUUAGUGUGAGCGCGCCGUGCCGGGCUGCGCCCCGGCGGGGAGGAGGGUGCGGGGCUCUCUGUCCGCAGCUGGGGACGCGCUGGGGCCGGCUCCAACCUCGCCUGCCCCGGGCCGCCCGGCGGCUGGGGGCUGAAGGCGUUUCCCUCGGGAACCGAGUAGGGAGGCUGAGCCUCCUCCCCCUCAAGGGGGGAGGGGGGCGUCGGGAGAGGGUGUCGAAAGGCCAUCUGGGCCCUCUUCGCAACCCCUGGUCCACGAGGCUCCGGGAGAGGGAGGGAGGAGAAAGAGUUCCAAAACGCUGGAGGCAGAAGGCCCGGUGUCCUCAGCCUAGGCAGAGAGCCCCAGGAGCCGGGUGGGUGGGAGUCGACUGAAUUGUUGUGUGUAUGUGAUCUGAGCUCCGAGGCGGCAUUGUUAGCACAAUAAAGACAAUGUAAGACUUGA